Messenger RNA from Xenia sp. Carnegie-2017, 1407 nucleotides. Its product is annotated as doublesex- and mab-3-related transcription factor 1Y-like. Gene Ontology annotation, cellular component: nucleus. The transcript has 3 exons. The record is from RefSeq and is a predicted model, not a curated record. Lineage: Eukaryota; Metazoa; Cnidaria; Anthozoa; Malacalcyonacea; Xeniidae. Gene Ontology annotation, molecular function: RNA polymerase II cis-regulatory region sequence-specific DNA binding; DNA-binding transcription factor activity, RNA polymerase II-specific. Gene Ontology annotation, biological process: sex differentiation; regulation of transcription by RNA polymerase II. Bases 163 to 972 code for a protein of 269 amino acids.
UAACGCUAAAAGCUUGCCACAAUUAAGGCCGUUAGUAAAAGACAAGAACGCAAGACUUUGAGGACAUAGAUAACAGAGUGUCAUAGCGGAAUGCCACGCUAGAGCACGAAGACAUCGCAAGGAUACGAGGAACGAACUUCAAAAAGAAAAAUUCAAAAGAACAUGUCAAACAAAAAACAAAGACGUUCUCCGCAGUGCGCAAGGUGUCGAUGUCACAACGUUUUUGUCAGCGUGCGUGGUCACAAGCGACGAUGUCAAUGGAAGAACUGCACAUGCGCAAAAUGUUUAUUGGUAUCCGAGAAACGUCGUGUAACCGCUGUACGCGUUGCUAUCUUAAGACGAGAAAGAAAGCAAAGGAUACUGCAACGGAUGGCACCACCCCAAGAAUAUUACGCCGGGUUACAUCACCCGAACCCGUGGGGAAUGAUGGGACGACAACAGUUUUCGUUUAACGCACCGCGUUUUCCUGUGCAAGAUGAAAUGUUCCUUCGCCACCAUCACUUCUACGAUCACAUGUAUCGCAGACAUUACCGGGGAUUGUACUCCCAUCAUCAUCACGAGAGUUUUCCAAGCCAAGAUUCAACGCGUAGAGUAGGCAAUGCCGGCCAUGCAGACGAAGUUAGCGCUAGGGGUAUUUCCCAAAAUCUUCGCAACUUUAUGAACGAGUACGACAGCUUGAUGCAAAAACCAAACAACAACGAAUCGUCUGGCAACAAGAUGACGUCGUCAGUUUGCAACAAAGUUUCCUUACCAUCACGUGACACCUUUCCUGACCUUUACGGCUCUGAGGUGCGAAACAUCCAAAGCCAAUUAGAAAUGUCCAGACUGCCACUUGAGCAUGCAAGAUUUCGUGGACAAAGAUUUUCCCCAAACGAUCCUAGAGGUUUACCAGUGAUCAUAAAUGCUCCACAUACCAUGGUAAAUUAUACAAAUCCAAUCGCAAACAAGUGCUCUUGUGGAAAGAACGAAUAGCGCAUGCGCAGUUUUCUAUCUGGAUUUACCCGGAGUAAUUUUUCCAUAGACAACCUCACCUUGUUUGAACAAUGAACACCUCGCUGGUAUUGAGUAAUAUUUGAGUAAUUUUUGAUAGAAUAAUUGUUAGACAAACGAUUUAUAUAAUGUUUUAAUACUGUAUGGCCGUAGUUUUUAGACUAUUUCGAAAGCCAUUAUAAAAAAAAGAUUAGCAGACUCAAAAAAAUGAGUCUUGUAGAAAUCUGGAAUAGACAAUUCGUGAAAAAAAGACUGCGUUUAAUUUACCCGUAUCGAGACCUAUUUAUGCGUUUUAGAUACAUAAAGCAAAUAAGCAUUUCAAAUAAUGCUUAACUAGUGCUAAAUAUAAGACCAGUCUUGCUGUCAUGUACGGUUUACGUCAUUAAAAGAAAUUAUAUCGCUAUGACGUCAAUGUAA